AUGCCUCAAAACGAGUAUAUCGAACGCUGGCAGAAGCAGCACGGCAAGCGUCUUGACCAUGAUGAAAAAGUGCGGAAACGUGAGGCCCGCGAAGGCCAUGCACAAUCCGAGGCGGCGCAGAAUUUGAGAGGCCUCCGUGCCAAACUCUACCAAAAGAAGCGCCAUGCAGAGAAGAUCCAAAUGAAGAAAGCCAUCAAGGCCCAGGAAGAGCGCAACGUCAAGUCGGCGGCCCCCAGCGAGCCCUCGUCUCAGCCUCUGCCCAACUACCUGCUUGACCGAUCGCAGGCGAACAAUGCAAAAGCCCUCUCCAGCGCCAUCAAGAACAAACGAGCUGAGAAGGCGGCCAAAUUCUCCGUGCCUCUGCCCAAGGUCAAGGGUAUCAGUGAGGAGGAGAUGUUCAAGGUGGUCAAGACGGGAAAGAAGACGGCAAAGAAAGGCUGGAAGCGCAUGAUCACCCAACCCACCUUUGUCGGACCCGACUUCACCAGAAGACCUGUCAAAUACGAGCGUUUCAUUCGACCCAUGGGUUUGAGAUACAAGAAGGCCAAUGUCACCCACCCCGAGCUCGGUGUCACCGUGCAACUACCCAUCAUCAGCGUCAAGAAGAACCCCCAGAACCCGCUCUCGACGCAGCUUGGCGUCCUCAGCAAAGGAACUGUCAUCGAAGUCAAUGUCAGCGAACUUGGUCUGACCACGGCUGGUGGUAAGGUGGUCUGGGGCAAGUACGCGCAAGUCACCAACGACCCUAGCCGUGAUGGCUGCCUCAAUGCAGUUCUCUUGGUGUGA
This is a messenger RNA of Cyphellophora europaea CBS 101466, 786 nucleotides long. Its product is annotated as ribosome biogenesis protein nsa2. Bases 1 to 786 code for a protein of 261 amino acids. Gene Ontology annotation, biological process: maturation of 5.8S rRNA; maturation of LSU-rRNA. Lineage: Eukaryota; Fungi; Ascomycota; Eurotiomycetes; Chaetothyriales; Cyphellophoraceae. The transcript has a single exon. Gene Ontology annotation, cellular component: nucleolus; preribosome, large subunit precursor. The record is from RefSeq and is a predicted model, not a curated record.